Messenger RNA from Gongylonema pulchrum, 366 nucleotides. The record is from the annotation of a GenBank genome assembly. Lineage: Eukaryota; Metazoa; Nematoda; Chromadorea; Rhabditida; Gongylonematidae.
CUAGAAGCAGGCGAUCGGAUGAAGCAGAUGCGCAAAAAUAUCAUGAAGAUUCUGGAAAAGUGCUCCAGUUUUGUUGCUUAUUUUGACGCUGAACUUGCACAGUGCACGGACUACUCUGCAUUUGUAAAAGCAAUCGGAGUGUUCGCUCUCGAUGUUUGUGCAUGUUUUUGUGAAACGUUUCGCUUGGAACUGUUUACUGUGAAUACGGGCUGUGAGUACUCUGUACUUGAUUCUGCAAAAUUAUACGACAUCCAUGCGCAGGGACUGAAUGGUGAUUACAGGGAACUUGAGACUGCGAACUGCUCAGGACGGACGAACUACCUCCUAACUGAUGAAGCCGGUGGUGUCAGAGUGGCACUGCAGUAG